CUCUGUGGAUAGAUGCUCGAUCAUAUCCUGGCAAAUAAAAUGGUCAGACAAUAGCUUACGUAGAGAGCAGAGCUCCCAGUUCAUGACCAGCUCAAGAAGACUAGUUGUUAGUUAGUGUCAGUCAUGACAUCCCACUCAGCAGCUGUAUUGGCAGCAGGACUAGUGUGGCUGCUCAGCGCGGUGCUCGUGGUGCCAUGGCUCGCCGCCGGGGAGAGUAGUAGUAGUAGUAGUGUCGCCGACGACUGCCAGAGAUCAUGCGGCCGCGUGGACAUCCCUUUCCCGUUCGGAAUGGGACCUGAUCACUGCAUGCUGACGCGUGACUUCCGAAUCACGUGUGAAGACGUCGGGAACGGAGUCCGUAAGGCGCCGUUCUUGGCAAAUUUCACCAACGUGGAGGUCCUCAACAUCUCUCUGGAGCAAGGACAAGCCCAGGUGCUCAACCCCAUCUCUUCUUACUGCUACAACGCUACGGUUCAGCAGUGGGAUGAGUGGACGUGGGACUUGAGUAGCACGUCCUACACUUUCUCCAACACGGCCAACAAGUUCACCGUCGUAGGCUGCCGGGCGCUGGCAUACAUCGGCAACACCAAAGGCAACACUUCUGCGAUGUACCAGACCGGGUGCGUGUCCAUGUGCUUUCAAGGCAGUAUGGACCUUAACGCCUGCUCCGGGAUGGGAUGCUGCCAGACGGGCAUCCCCAAGGGUCUCAAGUAUUACCACGUGUGGUUCGACAAGCGCUUGAACACCUCUGGGAUCGACGACGGCACGGGGGGCUCAGUUGAUCCCUGCAGCUUCGCGGUGCUCAUGGACUCGUCCAACAACAUAUCCUCGCCGGAGUUCAACGACAGCAACAACUCGCCGUCGGAGUUCAACAGCUCCCGUGGUGGAAAGGCGCCGGUGGUCCUUGACUGGUCCAUCGGGCACGACGACUGCAAGACGGCAGUCAGAAACAACAACCCUGCAGGAUACGCGUGCCGCAGCAUCAACAGCUCGUGCUCUGACGCAACCAGCGGACGAGGCUACAUCUGUAAGUGCAACCAAGGUUUCGAGGGCAACCCUUACAUUUCUGACGGCUGUAAAGAUAUUAACGAGUGCAAACAUCCGGAUAAGUAUAAUUGUUCCGGAGCGUGCACCAAUACAAUUGGUUCGUACAAUUGUCGUCCGAAAGAGGCUUUCCCGCGUGGAGCACUGAUCGCCGCUGGAAUUUUGCUCGUAUUUGUGGUUGCCCUGAUUGCGUUUCUUUCCAUCGAAGUUUUCCGCAACAAGGAGAAAAAGAAAAGACAAGGGUUCUUUCAGCAGCACGGGGGCCAGAUGUUGUUGCAAAUAAUAGAAAAAGAUGCCAACAACAUCGCCUUCAAGUUAUACGAGAGAAAAGACCUAGUGAAGGCCACACGUCGCUUCCACAAGGACAACGUCGUCGGAGAAGGAACACAUGGCACCGUCUACAAGGCCAUCCUCGGCACUGCAACCACUGUCGCUGUGAAGCGAUGCAAGCAGAUCGACAAGAGCAGGACGGAUGAGUUCGUGCAGGAGCUCGUCGUGGCCUGCCGCGUCAGCCACCCAAACAUCGUCAGGCUCCUCGGCUGCUGCCUCCAUUUCGAGGCACCCAUGCUCGUGUACGAGUUCGUGCCCAACGGCACCCUCAGGGAUCUCCUCCACGGCAGUCCUCGGCGCCGGGUGGUGACGCUGCCGACCCGGCUGAGGAUCGCCGCCGAGACCGCGGAGGCCCUGGCGCACCUGCACUCGCCGCCGCGCCCGACGCUCCACGGCGACGUCAAGCCGGACAACAUUCUGCUCGGCGACGGAUGGGUCGCCAAGGUGUCGGACUUUGGGUGCUCAACUAUCAACGACAACGUGCAGGUGGUGCCCAAGGGCACGCUGGCCUACCUUGACCCUGAGUUUCUGCAGGACCGUCAGAUAACCGAGAAGACCGACGUCUACAGCUUCGGGAUCGUCCUGAUUGAGCUCUUGACUGGUAAGAACCCACUGGCCGAAGAAUGGAAGAAGCUGACCGUGAUGUUUCAGAACAGCAUGAGAAAUGGCACCCUUGGUGAUCUUCUAGACGCUGACAUAGUCGAGGAAUGGAGCAUGGGACUGAUCUAUGAAGUUGCGAAGCUAGUGAGCCGAUGCAUCGCUGCUCCGGGUAAGACAAGGCCGGACAUGCGACAGGUCGCUAAGGAGCUUCGGGGAUUUUCCGAUGAAAUGCCAGAAAGCUCUGAGGCGCGAGUGGCUCUCGGGUUUGAGGAUCGCAGCAGGUAUAGCUACACCGCCACUGAGGGCGAAACUACUGGAUUUUCUAAUCUUAGUGCACUGAGCACAGAACUCGCCAGAUGAUAGGAAAUCAGGUUUUAAAUAGCGGGCUAUAGUGUGCUUAGCUGCUUGAGAGAGGCCACACUAAGCUAUUGCUAUUUUUGCUACUAUGCCAGUUAAGACCACUGCAUUGCACUUUAUUAGCGCUCUAAAUUGUAUAAUUCUAGCUUUGAAAUAACGCGCUACUUCAAUCUUAGCUUUAAUAGUGACCGAUCUAGUUAUUACAAUAAUUAUAUUUUGUUUCAAUGAUUGUUUUUUGGAAACUUGAACAAUUGAAUUUCAGGAAUCUUGUUAUAGUAUCAUAUGUUGUAAAGUUUCCUAAGGCUCCGAAACCUUUGAACUAUAUUUGUGCCCAGCAUA
Molecule: messenger RNA, 2670 nt
Organism: Sorghum bicolor (sorghum)
Lineage: Eukaryota; Viridiplantae; Streptophyta; Magnoliopsida; Poales; Poaceae
Product: wall-associated receptor kinase 2
Exons: 3
Coding region: 124-2334 (736 amino acids)
Biological process (GO): cell surface receptor signaling pathway; protein phosphorylation
Cellular component (GO): plasma membrane
Molecular function (GO): protein serine/threonine kinase activity; ATP binding; polysaccharide binding
Source: RefSeq, a predicted model, not a curated record